UUGAUGUGGUUUACCUUUCCGUCGCAGUUGACUCCCAUGUGUUUAUGUUUACACAUGGAAGUGAACCAAGAUUAAGUCUAGACGUCUAUACUAGAUUCUCGACUAGAUAUUAAGAUAUACGUAAUGCAGUAUAGACCUGAAUGAGAGAAAUCUGUUAAGGAUUUGAAAUUUAAGAACGAAAAAUGAUUAGACGGCAGGCUCGCCUUCGAAGAGAAUAUAUUUAUAGAAAAACUAUUGAAGAACGGGAAAAGUCAAUUCAAGAAAAGAAACAAAGGUUAAAAAAUGCAGUGGAAGAAAAUAAGUCCAUUCCAACAGACCUCAGAGAAGAUGCUAUUAUGCUGCACAAAACAUUAAACUGGGAGGAUGAAGGAGCAGAUGGCAUAACAACAAAUGUUGAUGAUGAAUAUAGGUGGGCUGGUGUAGAGGAUCCAAAAAUAAUGAUAACAACAUCCAGAGAUCCCAGCUCAAAACUCAAACAGUUUGCCAAGGAGAUGAAGCUAAUAUUCCCCAACUCUCAAAGAAUCAACAGAGGUAAUUACAGGAUAGAACAACUGAUAGAUGCCUGCAGGGCUAAUGAUAUAACUGAUGUGGUUGUCGUACAGGAGCAUAGGGGUGUUCCUGAUGGCCUAGUUAUUUGCCAUCUUCCAUUUGGACCUACAGCAUUUUUUAAUUUGACCAAUGUGGUCAUGAGACACGACAUCCCAGAUGUGGGGACCAUGUCAGAAGCGUUUCCACAUCUGAUCUUUAGAAACUUUACUUCCAAGCUUGGCAGUCGCGUGAGAGAUAUAUUGAAGUACUUGUUUCCUGUUCCCAAGGACGAAUCUAGAAGGGUGAUGACCUUUGCCAAUGAGGAUGAUUAUAUAUCUUAUAGGCAUCAUGUUUACAAAUUUGAAGACAGAGAGUUAAUUUUAAAAGAAGUUGGCCCUAGGUUUGAAAUGAAAGUCUAUAAGAUUGUCCGAGGAACAGUAGACAAGUUAGACACAGCAGACACAGAGUGGGUGCACCGGCCAUACAUGAACACAAGUCGCAAGAGAAAAUUUUUGUCUGAUGACUUGUAGAAUAUGAACAUCUUUUUUUUUAACUGCCACAGCAUUGACUGAUCCAUGUUAGUCAUUUCAACAUUAGUUUGUAUAUAGACUAAAGAAAGUGUGACUGGUAAAGCUUAACUUGACAUGUACAUACUGAAGAAAUGUAAGAAAUCAAUAAAGUCUUGAAUUGUGUUACACUGAUCA
This is a messenger RNA of Biomphalaria glabrata, 1232 nucleotides long. RefSeq names its product U3 small nucleolar ribonucleoprotein protein IMP4-like. Gene Ontology annotation, molecular function: rRNA primary transcript binding; snoRNA binding. The transcript has 8 exons. The record is from RefSeq and is a predicted model, not a curated record. Bases 183 to 1058 code for a protein of 291 amino acids. Gene Ontology annotation, cellular component: small-subunit processome; Mpp10 complex; nucleolus. Gene Ontology annotation, biological process: rRNA processing. Lineage: Eukaryota; Metazoa; Mollusca; Gastropoda; Planorbidae.